UUUGGAUCAUAUGUUCAGUUUUGACCUCAGUUAAUGGCAAGUGUCUUAUCAUGACAGUGAUUCUUAUGGCUUAGCCAGUGGUGUCUUUAGCAUUACAUGCAGGUCUGAGCAUCAGCCAUCUGUCUAAAGGGGAGUCUCUGCGGAAGGUGGAGAGGGGUUCACGUAUUGUCACCGUUGUUCCCCAGGACACAAAGCUUAUAUUACAGAUGCCAAGGGGAAACUUAGAAGUUGUUCAUCAUCAAGCUCUGGUUUUAGCUCAGAUUCGGAAGUGGCUGGACAAACUGAUGUUUAAGGAAGCAUUUGAAUGCAUGAGGAAACUGAGAAUUAAUCUCAAUCUGAUUCAUGACCACAACCCUAAGGUGUUUCUUGAAAAUGUGGAAACCUUCGUAAGACAGAUAGAUUCUGUAAAUCAUAUUAAUUUGUUUUUCACAGAAUUGAAGGAAGAGGAUGUUACAAAGACCAUGUAUCCUCCACCAGUUACCAGCACUAGCACUGUCCAGCCGUGCAAGGAUCCUGAUGGGAAAAAAGUAGACCUUGUCUGUGACGCUCUGAGAGCAGCCAUGGAGAGCAUAAACCCCCACAAGUACUGCCUGUCCAUACUCACCUCUCACGUGAAGAAAACAGCCCCAGAGCUGGAGAUAGUGCUGCAGAAGGUACACGAGCUUCAAGGCAGUACUCCACCUGUUCCUGAUGCUGUGAGUGCUGAAGAGGCCCUGAAGUAUCUACUGCUUCUGGUAGAUGUUAAUGAGUUAUAUGAUCAUUCUCUCGGGACCUAUGACUUUGAUUUGGUCCUCAUGGUAGCUGAGAAGUCACAGAAGGAUCCCAAAGAAUAUCUUCCAUUUCUUAAUACACUUAAGAAAAUGGAAACCAAUUAUCAGCGGUUCACCAUAGACAAAUACCUGAAACGAUAUGAAAAAGCCAUUGGCCACCUCAGCAAAUGUGGACCUGAAUACUUCCCAGAAUGCUUAAACUUAGUAAAAGAUAAAAACUUGUAUAAGGAAGCUCUGAAGUUAUAUCCGUCAGACUCGCAGCAGUACAAGGAUAUCAGCAUUGCUUACGGGGAGCACCUGACACGGGAGUGCCUCUUCGAGCCAGCCGGGCUUGUGUUGGCCCGCUGUGGCGCCCACGAGAAAGCGCUCGAUGCCUUUCUGGCUAGUGGUAGCUGGCGGCAAGCUGUCUGCACGGCGGCCCAGCUGGACCUGACCAAAGACCAGCUGGCUGGCCUCGGCAGAACUCUGGCAGGAAAGCUGGUUGAGCAGAGGAAGCACAGUGAUGCAGCCACAGUCUUGGAACAGUAUGCCCAGGAUUACGAAGAAGCUGUGCUCUUACUAUUAGAAGGAGCUGCCUGGGAAGAAGCUCUGAGACUGGUAUACAAAUAUAACAGACCAGAUAUAAUAGAAACCAACAUAAAGCCUUCCAUUUUAGAAGCCCAGAAGAAUUAUAUGGCACUUCUGGACUCUCAGACAGCCACAUUCAGUCGCCAUAAAAAGCGUUUAUUGGUGGUUCGAGAGCUCAAGGAGCAGGCACAGCAGGUGAAUCUGGAUGAUGAGGUGCCCCAGGGUCAAGAGUCAGACCUCUUCUCUGAAACUAGCAGUGUCAUGAGCGACAAAUAUUCCCAUAGCAACUCCAGGAUAUCAGCGUAUCUUCGUGGACUGUGUGUUUGUGCCCACGAGGCCCAUACACUGGUACUCAAUUUUUAUGACAUCUGA
Messenger RNA from Leptonychotes weddellii (Weddell seal), 1709 nucleotides. Lineage: Eukaryota; Metazoa; Chordata; Mammalia; Carnivora; Phocidae. The record is from RefSeq and is a predicted model, not a curated record.